Molecule: messenger RNA, 1542 nt
Organism: Closterium sp. Naga37s-1
Lineage: Eukaryota; Viridiplantae; Streptophyta; Zygnematophyceae; Desmidiales; Closteriaceae
Source: the annotation of a GenBank genome assembly
AUGCAGUUCUGUGUAGUUCAGUGCGGUUCUGCGGGGUGGAGAGUACCGGGUGGGGCGGCUGAUUCCGGAUAUGGCUGGGGCGGCGGGCUACAGGUGAGGCAGUGGGAACGGGUGAGGGCGGCAGAACUGGGUGAGGUGGCCGCGUCGGCUGAGGUGGCCGCGCCGGCUGAGGUAGCCGCGCCGGCUGAGGUGGCCGCGCCGGCUGAGGUGGCCGCGCCGGCUGAGGUGGCCGCGCCGGCUGAGGUGGCCGCGCCGGCUGAGGUGGCCGCGCCGGCUGAGGUGGCCGCGCCGGCUGAGGUGGCCGCGCCGGCUGAGGUGGCCGCGCCGGCUGAGGUGGCCGCGCCGGCUGAGGUGGCCGCGCCGGCUGAGGUGGCCGCGCCGGCUGAGGUGGCCGCGCCGGCUGAGGUGGCCGCGCCGGCUGAGGUGGCCGCGCCGGCUGAGGUGGCCGCGCCGGCUGAGGUGGCCGCGCCGGCUGAGGUGGCCGCGCCGGCUGAGGUGGCCGCGCCGGCUGAGGUGGCCGCGCCGGCUGAGGUGGCCGCGCCGGCUGAGGUGGCCGCGCCGGCUGAGGUGGCCGCGCCGGCUGAGGUGGCCGCGCCGGCUGAGGUGGCCGCGCCGGCUGAGGUGGCCGCGCCGGCUGAGGUGGCCGCGCCGGCUGAGGUGGCCGCGCCGGCUGAGGUGGCCGCGCCGGCUGAGGUGGCCGCGCCGGCUGAGGUGGCCGCGCCGGCUGAGGUGGCCGCGCCGGCUGAGGUGGCCGCGCCGGCUGAGGUGGCCGCGCCGGCUGAGGUCGCCGCGCCGGCUGAGGUCGCCGCGCCGGCUGAGGUCGCCGCGCCGGCUGAGGUCGCCGCGCCGGCUGAGGUCGCCGCGCCGGCUGAGGUCGCCGCGCCGGCUGAGGUCGCCGCGCCGGCUGAGGUCGCCGCGCCGGCUGAGGUCGCCGCGCCGGCUGAGGUCGCCGCGCCGGCUGAGGUCGCCGCGCCGGCUGAGGUCGCCGCGCCGGCUGAGGUCGCCGCGCCGGCUGAGGUCGCCGCGCCGGCUGAGGUCGCCGCGCCGGCUGAGGUCGCCGCGCCGGCUGAGGUCGCCGCGCCGGCUGAGGUCGCCGCGCCGGCUGAGGUCGCCGCGCCGGCUGAGGUCGCCGCGCCGGCUGAGGUCGCCGCGCCGGCUGAGGUCGCCGCGCCGGCUGAGGUCGCCGCGCCGGCUGAGGUCGCCGCGCCGGCUGAGGUCGCCGCGCCGGCUGAGGUCGCCGCGCCGGCUGAGGUGGCCGCGCCGGCUGAGGUGGCCGCGUCGGCUGAGGUCGCCGCGCCGGCUGAGGUGGCCGCGUCGGCUGAGGUGGCCGCGUCGGCUGAGGUGGCCGCGUCGGCUGAGGUCGCCGCGUCGGCUGAGGUCGCCGCGUCGGCUGAGGUCGCCGCGUCGGCUGAGGGCGCCGCGUCGGCUGAGGGCGCCGCGUCGGCUGAGGUCGCCGCGUCGGCUGAGGUCGCCGCGUCGGCUGAGGGCGCCGCGUCGGCUGAGGUCGCCGCGUCGGCUGAGGUUAUUACGGAACGAACUUAG